This is a messenger RNA of Verruconis gallopava, 6675 nucleotides long. RefSeq lists its product as uncharacterized. Gene Ontology annotation, molecular function: protein binding; glycosyltransferase activity. Lineage: Eukaryota; Fungi; Ascomycota; Dothideomycetes; Venturiales; Sympoventuriaceae. Bases 1124 to 6145 code for a protein of 1673 amino acids. Gene Ontology annotation, biological process: protein O-linked glycosylation. The transcript is spliced from 3 exons. The record is from RefSeq and is a predicted model, not a curated record.
GGUGCUUCGAGACGCCGUUUUGCGACCUGGGAAGGUUUUUUUUUUGUUGGCUGCCUUGCCUUCUUCGAUCUUUGCAUUGUCCUCCCGUCGUCGUCGUCCUCCUCCUUCUCGUCUCUGCCGCUGUCGUCGGCGUCCUCGUCGUCGCCUUUGCUUGCGGAGAGGCACAAAAGAGCGACCCGCCGCUGAAUUCCGUCGCACGCGCCUUGAGAAAGGCCUCCAGACGGCGCCGACCCACGCAGAACCGCCGGGCGGAGCAUCAUCUCGUACUUGUGCCUUGUGCUUUGGCGGUGCGUGUGCGUGUGCAGCGUGUGUGCUGGUGCUGGUGCUGGCGCUUCCGUGUUGAUGCGUGCCCUCGCCUCAGCCCUGGCCCGACCUUCUGCGUCUGCAACUCGCGCAUCCAUCGCUUGUGUUUCUGGCGAGAGACACGACGUUUCGAAGAUUCCACUCUAGUCUGUUGAUUCCAGGCUGGCGCUUUGCCUGCCCUCGUUCGGUCUGCUCCGCCUGUCGACCCAAAAACAGGCUCACCAGCAAACGUCCGUUGCUUAUCGACAGCUUUGUGCCUAUUGUUGCACCUGCGUGCCAUCGCUACUAUACAUCGUCAUCGCCCUCGCAAAAUCAUCUCCAACGCCCGCAUCACCAUAACCAACCAACGCGCAAAUCCAACGACAACAACAAGAACAACAGCCACCGGCGCUUUAACGAUCCAAGGUGAGACUGCCCAGUGCAGCCUCUUCCAACGACCUCAUCCCCUCUCCCACCUUGCAACGGCUGCGAUCUUACACUCCACCACCUCAAUCACCGCUCGCCUCCAGAAUCAUCGGCCACGCCGGCCACGUCCAUUGCGCAAACACGCAACCACGAGGCGCCCCCAAUCUUCUGGUGACAACUCCGGCCCUGUCGCCCACCGCAACUUAUCCUCUUGAUCUGACGCCACUUCCCCGUCAAGAGGAAGACUGACUGAAACCUCGCCUCGGUUGCAGCCGUCUCAAGCCGAUCACGAAGCUGGAAUUAUGCCAUGCAGAGAAGCCGGAAAAGAGAUAAGUCGGCUUCGAAGAACAGGCAUUGGCACCGCCGCCAGCAGUAGGUUCUGGUAGAUAGCAGCAGCAACUCGUUUGCCUUUUGAAUGGCGGCGUCUAGCAUGAUCCGUCAGCAGCACGCACUGCCCGUGUCUGUGAUGCCGACGCAUCCUCAGCAACCGCGUCCUUCGAAUUACGUGAGAUGGGCUGCGGCACCGCCCUCACUACCCAACCUAGACAACUCGGCCAUGACCUCAAACUCAUCAACUCCCCGAGCCAUCGGGACCGAGCACAGAAGCCAGCAGCCACACGAGGAACACACUUCGCGCUCCUCAAUGCAAUAUGCGCGACCUUUGCAGCGAAAUCAGUCGUACCCACCGCACGGGUCGCCCAAGAACGAGAACGUACAGCCGACCACAUCUUCGGAGCACAUGCUCAGAAGGAAGACGCCCAACGGAAUCCUAAACGCUGCCUACGACGGCACGGCCGUGGAGCAGAUUGAGCGCCCUCAUGCUAUGAAGCAUAUCCUUCUCCCGGCGUCGGAUCAGGUCACUGAAAACGUUCUCGGUGGGACGUUGAAUGGCAGCAUACCUCUGCGCCCUCAUGCUCAAGCUUUCGACCCGACCUAUGGCAGUCAUAGUUCCGGCUCGGUCUGGCAGCAUAAGCCGUCGUGGAUACCCUCACAGCCACAGGUUCCCCAGAUUGACUCAAUGUUAAACCAAAUGCCGCUGCAGAAUCCCAGUCUGCAAUACAUGCAGACUGGCCACCAUCCGUUUGCUUUCAUGCCACCACCACCGCAACCGUCUUUUGGCCCAACUGCAUCAAACGACAUCGCCCCUUUUGGUCCUUACUGGCCAAAUGGCACAUAUGUCCCAUACCGACCUGCGGCAAUGCGAGACAUGAGGUACUACCCUCAGCACACCACGAAUUGGGCCGGCCAGGCGAGCCCUCUUGGUCACACAGCUGUGAACAGCGCGUGGGCAAACACCGGCAACCAGUACCUGGACAUGUCAAAUUUGAAUCUCAACAGCCCGCAGACCUUUCUCCCAAGAUCUGGAAAUUCUCAUGGCGCACCUGCGCAAAGAGGCAGGUUCUACGGUGCUGAAAACCGCCCGUUUGACGGUCAUGGUCUUGGCACCCACGAGCCCAUGUUCCCCCCGUCGAGACCGCAGAGGACCAGCACAGGAUACGAGUCGGGGCUGGAGUCAGGCCAGACGACGCCAACGCCGCACAACUAUCGAUCAUCCAAACCCUUGGCUGAAUACGGAGCGGACUCCUCGAACGCAGAGCUGCGUGAAAAGAUCUUUUCGUGGGCUCAUUCUAUCUACAUCGAUUUACUAAAGCACCUGCACGAGGCUCGUAGACGAAGCCAUCACCGACACGGUGGCCAGCACGGUUCAUCUGGCCCUCACAUUUACCCUCGACCGCCUCGGCAGCCGGGAGUCGACUUCUCUAGACCGAGCAGACACAGGAGCAAUUCUGAGUACGGCUCGCGCGGCAUUCGGCACGAUAAUAGCGUGGAGAAUGGCUCGACACGUCCGAACGCACCGCCGCAACUUCUGUCUAGACCGUAUGCUGGUCGACAUGGAGACGUGCCCAGUGCGUGGCCCGCGCUUGGUGUUCACCCGUCGGAUCCACGCUCCACCGAGCGGCAUCCUUCACUCCGGCGUAUGACGACGUCUCUGACACCUUCGUUCAACUCGAUCGUACGUGUAGACGCGGGACCGGCAGGAGACGCUUCGGCCGCACUGGGAACGCUCACGGAAAUGUGCCGAGAUUCAGGAUGGACAUGGAUAGAUGGUCUGCUUCUAGGUGGCUGUUUGGCUUACGCUCUCGGUGACUACACUAAAGCCACGGAGUGGUACACCAAGAUCCUAGAAUUAGAUUCAAACCACGUCGAGGCCAUGUCCAACCUAGCUGCGACGAUGUUGGCCACGCAUCGUAAGAAAGAGGCGGAACGGUUUUGGAGCCAGGCCGUGAAGCUGCGUCCCAGCUACUUCGAGGCUGUUGAGCAUCUGGUCGGUCUUUUGUGCGGAGAGCACAGGGGCAAGGAUGCCAUCGCCGUGAUUGAACACGUGCAAAAGGCUCUGCAACUGUCACGCGUGGACAAUGGAGUUCUGGCCGACCACCGGAGCGAGACAGGCAGCUCCGUGAGCGAGACUCCGUCGCUCAACGAGGUCAUGGAUCAACCCGUCUUCGACUUCGACAAGGACCCUGAUCGUAGCUCGAAAGACUACUCUGAGCUGCCAGGCUCGAAUCAGCCAGGCUUCGGAUCAAGCGGCUAUUCAAUUGCAGGUGCAGACAACGGCCGCAUAUUGCAGCUGGUUCACGCCAAGGGCAACAUGCUGUACGCGAUGGGCGACAAUGUCGGCGCCGCAAAGGCAUUUGAAGAGGCCGUCAUGAUUGGCGUGGGUCGUCAAUUUGGUACCAUCGACGGUCUUAUCAAACACAUUCUGACAAUGGUAAAUCGAGCGUCGGGACUGAGCAUGCGCCCGUCGCCAACGGUGGAUCCCAUCCUUCUCACUCCGACUCAAGCUUUGGAAACGUCCAAACUGUGCUUCCCCAACCACGGCGAGCUCCCCGGCUUGAAAUACAUUGUGCGAGAAGGGCAGGGUAGAAAGGCGGUCGUAUCGACCACCAGCAAUUCGUUGCUGUCUCUGGCGAAGAUUUUUCAGGACGGCAUUGCAUCUAGCUCGUCGAAGUCGGCCGUUUUCAAGACAACGUUUGGCGUCAGAGAGAUUUUAGCAUUGUACUACUUGUCUCUGUCGCUGCAGCCAAGCCCUUCCACCGCAAACAACGUGGGCAUUCUGCUCGCUGGUGUGCAGCAGGUGGCUCCGCAUUCAGCAACCACGGCAGACAACAAGCAUCUGUAUCCCGGCGUGGCUCCGGGGAGCGGCGUCCAUCUUGCUCUACUCUAUUACCACUACGGUCUGCACCUAGAUCAGAAACAUGCGCAUCUGUACACCAAUUACGGCUCUUUGCUGAAGGACAUUGGUCAGCUCAGUCUGGCAAUCCAGAUGUAUGAGCAGGCUGUGAAGUGCGAUCCAAACUUUGAUAUCGCUCUGGCCAACCUUGCAAACGCUGUCAAGGACACCGGUCGCAUCGCGGACGCCAUCUCCUAUUACAAGCGCGCCGUGAAAGCGAACCCGGACUUUGCCGAAGCCGUGUGCGGGCUUGCCAAUGCUCUGAACUCGGUGUGCGGCUGGCAGGGAAGAGGUGGCAUCGUGAGCAAAGAUGGCUCGUACGAUCGAUGGCACGUAAACGAUGAGAACAUGCCUGUUGACGCAAGCAGGCCAGGUGUGCAGAGCUCGGGCUGGAUGAAACGCGUCGUAGAUCUCGUCGACAAACAGCUGGCAGACGGUGAGGAGUGGGCCAAAGGCGUCAUAUCGCCCGACUUCAUCGAGACUAUGCUGAAGUUCGUGCCGAUGGUAGAGAGGUCGCCGCAGGAGCUGGUUGACCGACAACAAUCGCUCAAGAGAGCCUUGCAGAGCUGGUCGGGAUUCAAGUGGGAGGGCGCAAGAGUGGUGCGGCUCGUGGAAAGAAUCAUCAAGCGACUGAGAUGGCGGUGGUACCACGACAAGUACGUGGAUGGUCGUGAACGCCCGUUGGAGUGUUACAAGCGACCGACGCUGCCCUCCGCCAUCACCAUUCCCGCUGCGCCGACCGUUCUUCCGUUCCACACAUUCACUUGCCCAAUGUCCGCGAAACAGGUCCGGCAUAUCUCACAACGCAAUGGUCUCCGGAUCUCUUCCUCGACGCUCAAGGCACCCUGGCUGCCGGACACAGUGUAUCGGCCACCUCCGCCUCCCAAUCCGGUUCUUAGGGUUGGUUAUGUCUCAUCAGAUUUCAACAACCAUCCGCUCGCUCAUCUUAUGCAAUCCGUUUUUGGACUUCACGACAGGCGCAGAGUCGAAGCGUUUUGUUACGCCACCACCGCGAGCGACAACUCCGUGCAUCGCAAGCAGAUUGAACGGGAAGCACCCCACUUCUACGACGCAACCACUUGGUCGACGGAGAAGCUGGUCAGCAAGAUCGUAGAUGACGGCAUCCACAUCUUGGUCAACCUCAAUGGCUACACCCGCGGCGCUCGCAACGAAGUCUUCGCUGCACGUCCGGCACCCGUGCAGAUGUCUUUCAUGGGAUUUGCAGGCACGCUUGGGGCGGAAUGGUGUGACUACCUUCUUGCGGAUGAGACGGCCGUUCCGGUCAGCACGCUUCGACCCUGGCGUCGCAACGUUGACAUCGAGGACCAGAUCGAGGAUGAGCAGAGCAGCGCUGAGAAUGAUGACUGGAUAUACGGCGAAAACAUCGUGUACUGUCGGGACACGUUUUUCUGCUGUGAUCACAGGCAAAGUGCCCCAGAUGCCAAAGAGAGGCAGUUGAACUGGGAUGAAGAGCAGGAGCGUCGAUGGAAGAUGCGGAAAGAGUUGUUCCCAACACUGGCUGAUGAUGCUAUAAUAUUUGGUAAUUUCAAUCAGUUGUACAAGAUUGAGCCGACGACUUUCCGCACCUGGCUCCGCAUCCUUGCACGAGUGCCAAAGGCUGUCUUGUGGCUCCUACGAUUUCCAGACCUGGGCGAAACGUACCUCAAGCAGACGGCUGAGAAGUGGGCAACACCCGAAGUGGCAUCCCGAAUCAUCUUCACCGACGUCGCACCCAAGCACAUGCACAUCUCUCGAGCGCGCGUCUGCGAUCUGUUCUUGGACACCCCCGAGUGCAACGCCCACACAACCGCGGCCGAUGUUCUUUGGAGUGGUACACCGCUUCUCACACUCCCAAGAUACCAAUACAAGAUGUGUAGCCGCAUGGCUGCCAGUAUUCUCAAGGGCGCCCUGCCGAAGAACGAAGAAGGAAACAAGGCGGCGCGUGACCUUAUCGCAAACAAUGAGGAUGACUAUGAGCGCAAAGCUAUCCUGCUUGGUAAUUCUUUGACAUAUAAUGGACAUCGCCCAAUUGGUCGGCUGGGCGAGCUGAGAAAACUCCUUUAUGAAGCACGCUGGACCAGCGGCUUGUUCGACACAACUAGAUGGGUUCGGGAUCUAGAGGAAGCAUAUGAGAUCGCGUGGGACAGGUGGAUCAAGGGUGAAGGUGGCGACAUCUGGUUAAAGCCAGCGAAGACUCGUGUCUGAGGUGCUGUGAGAGAUCAUGACUGUAUGGGACGCGACAUUGCGGACCACAAAGAACCGCCACGAUGAGAUUACGACAAGCAAGACUUUGAACAUUUAUUCGAUGACGAACAAAACCUAAGAAGAUGGAAAGCAAGCAUUGUGGGAGGCGUCUGUGGUGCUCUUUUGUCCUGUAUAUGGAUAUGCUAUUAGUCGAGCGAUCUUUUUUUUGUGUUGUUUUAUUUUUGAUCUUGUUUCUUUUUUCAGUGGUCUUAGGGAGCGGAGUCGACUUGGAACGGGAAACCCAUCUCAACUUUGUAUCUGACGGGCGUUCUAGCGCAGGCGUAUAUGUGGAUUAUAGAUACCUCUCUUCGCGACUGUCUUUCUCGCAUUGUGGACGAACCACGCGGAUCACGAGGCAUUGAUCUUUUUGUACGGUGGACAGCCGGGCACGUUUCUUUCCCUUCCUACCCGAUAGACCAGUAGAACGGACACGGUGGCCAUGCUGCCGCUUGGAAUGGACAUUGUUCGGCGGCGACGGACGUUCGCCUACA